Molecule: messenger RNA, 2040 nt
Organism: Colletotrichum lupini
Lineage: Eukaryota; Fungi; Ascomycota; Sordariomycetes; Glomerellales; Glomerellaceae
Product: MBOAT family protein
Exons: 7
Coding region: 1-2040 (679 amino acids)
Biological process (GO): ergosterol metabolic process
Cellular component (GO): endoplasmic reticulum membrane
Molecular function (GO): ergosterol O-acyltransferase activity
Source: RefSeq, a predicted model, not a curated record
AUGACAACCUCAUUGGCCGCGUCCCGGGAGCCCCGUUCACUCCGGGAUGCAUUACGGGCUACGGGCCGGGCAGCAUCGGCGACGCCUUCCGAGAGCCCAAGCGAAGAGGAUUACGAUGACCCGAAGUUGUCAGCGAGGCCGCGCAAAGGACGAGCACCGGUUCGUCCCGGCGCAUCACCUCUCAAGAACUCUUCCAACCGUGAGAGGAAGCUCUCACUAGACGGAUCGACGCUAUCAGAAACCUCGAGCAUCGACGAUGAGCCCCUCCGCGAUGGAUCCGGUCGUCUCAAGACAUACGUGUUGUCCCCGGAUGACCGCGAGUUGCGGGAUGUUCUCAAACGGGGUCUAGAGAGGGAAAAAGACCCAAGGAGACCACGCCGAGCCGGCAAGUUCAGCGACCUCGUCUUCACACGGCAAUUUUCCACGUUUGACCGGCAAAACGUAAACACGGCCAACAGCCCCUUUCACGGCUUCUAUACGCUCUUUUGGCUGGCCGUCGCGCUGUUCGUCACCAGGAUUGCCGCUACAAACUGGCGGGCGACGGGGAACCCCUUGGGCACAAACGAGAUUAUGAAGACCAUGUUCCGCCGCGACGUCGUCGUGCUCCUUGCCUCCGACGGCGUCCUGUGCGCCAUCACGGGCGUCAGCUGGGUAUUGCAGCGGUUGGUCUUUGCCGGCUACAUUGACUGGGACAGGUCAGGCUGGAUUAUCCAGAACGUAAGUGAACACCAUACCUUGAAAGCAGACAGGAUUCUCACAGUCCACCAGAUCUGGCAGUCGGCCUUCAUCGGCGGCGUCAUAGGCCUCACGCUGAUCCGCGACUGGCCCUGGACGCACACCGUCUUCUUCGUCCUGCACGGCAUCGUCAUGCUCAUGAAGCAGCACUCGUACGCCUUCUACAACGGCUACCUCUCGUCCGCCUACAAGAAGCGCAAGUACCUCCUCUCCAAGCUCAAGAAGCUGGAGCACGUCGCGCCCACCGAGUUCCCCUCCUCCACCACCCCCUCGGCCUCGACCGUCUCCGUCUCCCACCUCGCCAACCCGCCCUCCGCGGCCGAGAUGCACGGGCGAAGGCAGUCCAUCGCCCAGGCGCAGGCGCAGGCGCAGGCUCAGUCCCAAUCGCAUGCAAAGGAUGGCAGCGGCGGCGACGAGCAGCACCAGCUGACGGAUCUGGACCGCAUCGCCCGUGCCAUCGAGUCCGGACAGCCCCUCGACGCAGACCAGGUCCGGGUCUUUGAGCGCAUCAUCCGGUGGGAGAUUGACGGCAUCACGGACGAGCUCCGGGGUCAGGCGACGAGCGUUGUCCGGGCGUACCCCAAUAACCUCUCGCUCGCGAACCACUACGAGUACAUUGUUCUCCCGACCGUAGUGUACGAGCUCGAGUACCCGCGUUCCGAGUCGAUUGACUGGUACUACGUUGCCGAGAAGACGGCGGCCACGUUUGGCAUCAUUCUCGUCAUGAUUAUGGUGUCACAGGCUUUUAUCUACCCCGUAGCCAUGCAAACCAUUGCCAUGAAGGAGGCGGGCAUGCCUCUGGCCGAGCGCUUCCGCUACUUCCCCUGGAUGCUCAGUGAUCUCAUCUUCCCCUUUAUGAUGGAGUACAUGAUGGCAUGGUACCUCAUCUGGGAAACCGUCCUCAACACCCUCGCAGAACUCACCUACUUUGCCGACAGAAGCUUCUACGACGCGUGGUGGAACAGCGUCUCAUGGGAUCAAUUCGCCCGCGACUGGAACCGCCCCGUCCACAACUUCCUCCUCCGACACGUCUACCACAGCUCAAUCUCCUCCAUGAAAGUGAAUCGCCACACGGCGACCCUCAUCACCUUCUUCCUCUCCGCCUGCGUCCACGAGCUCGUCAUGUGGUGUCUGUUCAAGAAGCUGAGGGGCUACCUCCUGUUCCUGCAAAUGUGUCAGCUGCCGCUUGUCCAACUAAGCCGGACGAGGUGGAUGAGGGAUCGCAAGGUGCUGGGGAACGUCAUCUUUUGGUUUGGCAUCUUUACGGGGCCGAGUCUGCUGUGUAGCCUGUACCUUAUACUGUGA